Messenger RNA from Capronia coronata CBS 617.96, 471 nucleotides. RefSeq lists its product as uncharacterized. The transcript has a single exon. The record is from RefSeq and is a predicted model, not a curated record. NCBI's taxonomy places the organism in Eukaryota, Fungi, Ascomycota, Eurotiomycetes, Chaetothyriales, Herpotrichiellaceae. Bases 1 to 471 code for a protein of 156 amino acids.
AUGGUUGAAUACGUUCCUCCCCCCGAAGACCUUUCCCACCUCAACGCCAUCCAGAGGUAUAUGCAAAAGGGCACUCUCGAUAAACAGGAUUAUAUCUGGCUCAUCCUAGUUGUGUUUGCCUAUUUUACUGCGAGGCCAUACAUACAAGAGUUGUUCAAGCGCUUUUUCAGUCCCGACGAGUACAAAGAGGGGGAGCAAAUUCGUGAAGACUACGAGCAGUCCAAGGCAAAGGUGGGACCGAACUCUAUACGAGGCAUCGAGUCAGCGGAGUCGACUGCCAUGACUGAACCAUCGGGCGAGACUAUGGCCUCCGGUAGCAGUAUCGGCAAGGGCAAGGUCGUGAAUCGAAAAACGAAAGACAAGUCUGAGGUGGACAAGCUUCUGGACUGGGAUGACGAGCCACCAAGAAAGCCAUCCGAGGGAGAUAAGGAAGACGUUGUGGCAUGGCUCGAUAAAUGGGGGGAUGAAUGA